Molecule: messenger RNA, 1474 nt
Organism: Enhydra lutris kenyoni (northern sea otter)
Lineage: Eukaryota; Metazoa; Chordata; Mammalia; Carnivora; Mustelidae
Product: peptidylprolyl isomerase like 3
Exons: 6
Coding region: 58-543 (161 amino acids)
Biological process (GO): protein folding; protein peptidyl-prolyl isomerization
Cellular component (GO): catalytic step 2 spliceosome
Molecular function (GO): peptidyl-prolyl cis-trans isomerase activity
Source: RefSeq, a predicted model, not a curated record
UCUCUUGAUAAGACAGAAAUUCAGCAGUAGUACUUCCUGAAACCAUCAAGAAGAAAAAUGUCAGUGACACUGCAUACAGAUGUAGGUGAUAUUAAAAUAGAAGUUUUCUGUGAGAGGACACCCAAAACUUGUGAGAAUUUUUUGGCUCUUUGUGCCAGUAAUUACUACAAUGGUUGUAUAUUUCAUAGAAAUAUCAAGGGUUUCAUGGUUCAAACAGGAGAUCCGACAGGUACCGGAAGAGGAGGUAACAGUAUCUGGGGCAAGAAAUUUGAGGAUGAAUAUAGUGAAUAUCUUAAGCAUAAUGUUAGAGGUGUUGUAUCUAUGGCUAAUAAUGGCCCAAACACCAAUGGAUCUCAAUUCUUCAUCACCUAUGGCAAGCAGCCACAUUUGGACAUGAAAUACACAGUAUUUGGAAAGGUGAUAGAUGGUCUGGAGACUCUGGAUGAAUUGGAGAAGUUACCAGUAAAUGAGAAGACCUAUCGACCUCUUAACGAUGUACACAUUAAGGACAUAACAAUACAUGCCAAUCCAUUUGCACAAUAGCUAUAAUAGAUCUGGAAAAAUAUUUGGCAGACUAUUUAAGGAACACACCUAUUGUGGUUUACCCAGUUUUAAUUAUGUAGAAAGAUUACAUCAUCUGCCUGCCUGUUUAUAGCUAAGAUCUUCUAGGAGUUGGUGGUACCAUGAGGGCCCAAACAGCUUUCAUUUCCAUUAUUACAGCAUAUUUUUUACUAUAACUAUUAUCUAAUGUAUUUAAGUUCAAUUUUUAAAAAAACUCUUCUACUUGUAAUUUUUUGUUACACAUAAACAUUCAUAUAUAAACAGCAUUUUUGAGCACUCUGAUUACAUAUUCCUGCCAUAUCUUGUCCACAUCCUGGAAGUAGUCUUUUCCAUUAAUUAUUCACUUUGUGCAGUUAGAGUAAGGGCAAGAUAGGGAUGACCUAGAAAAGCCAGCCAGUCCAUUUUGCUAUUUUCUCUAGUCUUUAGAUUUACAGUAAAGGCUCAGAGAAGUCCUCGAGUACAGUUUAAGCACUCAAUUUCCCAACUCAUUUGCCCAUGGAACAUUUUUGAAAGCUUAUCAUUUACAGUAUUGCAGGAUAGAAUUCUACAGGUGAUCCAUUUGAAAAAUGCAGUUAGAUGGUUAAGAGCACCAGUUGUAGAGUCCUGGACUGUGUUUGAAUCACAGCUCUACCUCCUACUAGGCAGGUUAACAUCUCCCAAGUUUUCUCAUCCCUGAAGACUCCUCCCCUCAUAAGACUCAUGACGAUUGAAUCAAACAAUGUGUGUAAAGCUUCUGGCAUGUGAUAAGUGUUCUGUAGUGAGUAAAUGGAAGCUGCUCUCCUGACCUUUCCACCAUAGGGCUCUCACCUAAUCAGUCUUCAUUUAUCAAGCUAUACUAUUGAUCUCAUCAAGAACUAUAUUCUUCAGGGUACCUGGGUGGCUCAGUGGUUAAGCAUCUACCUUCGGCUCAGGU